This is a messenger RNA of Amborella trichopoda, 515 nucleotides long. The record is from RefSeq and is a predicted model, not a curated record. NCBI's taxonomy places the organism in Eukaryota, Viridiplantae, Streptophyta, Magnoliopsida, Amborellales, Amborellaceae.
CAACUCUCCAUACAAUAACACCAUCCCUUGUUGAACACUUCCUCUCUCCCCUUAAACACUGUUGCCCCUCUUCUUUCAAUGGCUUCCUCUCUGUCUUUAAGACUGGUUAUUUGGGGUCUUUUGGCUGUGGCCUCUAUGGCCAAUUUCUACUCAGAUUUUGACAUAACAUGGGGAAACGAUAGGGCUAAGAUAUUAAACAAUGGUGAGCAGCUUCACCUCUCACUAGAUAAAUACUCUGGCUCUGGUUUUCAAUCCAAGAAUGAAUUCCUCUUUGCGAACAUCCAUAUGCGCUUGAAGCUCGUACCAGGCAACUCUGCAGGCACUGUUACUGCCUAUUAUUUAUCUUCACAAGGCCCCACCCAUGACGAAAUCGACUUCGAAUUCCUGGGGAAACAGGGAGCAACAGUUCCACUUAUGGUUUGAUCCAACCAAAGACUUCCACACCUACUCCAUCUUGUGGAACCCAAACCACAUCAAGUAAGAACUCUUUCUCUCUCUACACACUCACAUUCAUC